AUGAAAAACUUUAUCGUCAUUUGCUUUGCUCUUGUCGCAUUGUUUGCUGCAGUACAAUCCGUACCUUUGGAGGGAUUGUUUGAAGAUACUUUUCAAGAUGAACCUACAGAUCUUUAUCAAGGAGCAUUAGACAAUGCUGGCGUUCGUCAAAAACGAGUGACUUGUGAUUUAUUAAGUGUGAGUACCAAAAUUGGUUCCUUGAAUCACGCCGCAUGUGCUGCUCAUUGCCUUGCUUUGCGUAGAGGAUUUAGAGGUGGUCGUUGUGAAAAUGGAGUUUGCAAUUGCAGAAGAUGA
Messenger RNA from Ctenocephalides felis (cat flea), 294 nucleotides. RefSeq names its product defensin-like. The transcript has 2 exons. Lineage: Eukaryota; Metazoa; Arthropoda; Insecta; Siphonaptera; Pulicidae. Gene Ontology annotation, biological process: defense response to bacterium; humoral immune response. The record is from RefSeq and is a predicted model, not a curated record. The coding region runs from base 1 to 294 and encodes 97 amino acids.